Molecule: messenger RNA, 2393 nt
Organism: Triticum aestivum (bread wheat)
Lineage: Eukaryota; Viridiplantae; Streptophyta; Magnoliopsida; Poales; Poaceae
Exons: 5
Coding region: 154-951 (265 amino acids)
Source: RefSeq, a predicted model, not a curated record
UGCGAAAGUAGAGGCCAGGAGGAGGGUGCGUAGCGUGGAACAGGAUUAUACGAUGAACCCACCCUUUGAUAUGACGAUCCCGUCACGGAAGCAGCUCACAUGUUCCGACGGUACAGGCUUAUGAAUAGGUGACGUUUCAAAGCUUUCUUAAAAAUGAAAAAAAAUCUCUUAGCGCUCCCGCGACGCUCCCCGCGAGCACCAUGGGAGAACCCUAGCGCCGCCACCCUCCGGGCGUCCUCCUUCCCUUCUUCCCCACGCCGCCGUCGGUGGGCGCGGGCGGCGGCAGGGAUUCUCCUCCUCUCCCUUCUGCAUUCAUGGGCUGCGGGGGGAGGGGGGCUUCUGUGGCGGGGGCGCGGGCGCGGUUUCGGCCUCUGGCGGCGGGGUCAGGCGGUACGGCGCUGUUGCGGGGCGUCUCGGUCGGCUCCAGGGUAUGGCAGCGGCGGCCGGCUGGGACUCUGCCUAGAUCCGGUUCGUCUCGUCCCUGGGUGCCUCGGGUGCUACUCGAGGCUGAAGUGUUCGCGGCGCAGCUGGGGUGGCCUGCCGGCGGCGGCAUGGAUGGCUAGGGCGCAUCGGGCUUCCUGGUCCAGGGAGCGGGCGUGGCUGUCGGGCGGAGGUGCGUUCGGUGGCGGUGUAUCUGCAGUUCUGCACAUCGGCUCCCUACGGCGCGGGCUGAGAGUGCCGUGGCCUGGUGACCCCGAGGUCGUCGGGCGGCAGCUGCAGACGGCAGCUCUUCUCACGGGCGUGGAGGCGGGGCUGAGGUUUGGAAUUAGGUAUGGAAAAAGGAGACUAAACGUUGAGAGAACAAAAUGUAUGCAAGAGAUAGUCUGCGACUGCUCGGGGGUCCCAAAAAGAAGUAAUACACGGUCUUGCCGGUGUAGGUGCCCAGCGAUGAUAUGGUUGCUCCGGUCAAAAGACAACAGCUGCAUGGCAGCUGCUGUCGAAUAUGAAUGAUGAUUGAUGAAUGCUUGCUCCUUGUACUGCUUGCCGUUAGGUAGCAUGGCAUUGGGGGACGAGGAUCAAUCAAGCACUUGAUAAAAGAGACACCAAACGGGAAAGUAUUAUCUAUUCUGAUCUUUUUCUCAUUAAUUUUUUAUCUUAACUCUAUAUUUACAUGGCAUAUUUUUAUUUUAUUUCAUAUAUACUCGCCAUAUUUCUGAAUGGCUGUUUCUGGAACAUGUCGUAUCCUGUGUCCCCGUAUGCGUAUCCCCGUCUUUCCGUCCCCGUGUCCAUGCUUUUUAGCUUAUUACUACCUAUAUUUGUGAAAUGUCUUAAUGUUGUUGUGCUAUAUUUACGAAAUUUUAUACAUCAGAUUGUGUGCUUAAUACUGCUACACUUGCAAAAUGUCCGAUGAGCGGUUUCGGAUAUGAUAAGUUUGAAUGGGUACAAUGCAGCUGGGACUAACCAAAUAGUUAAUCAAUAGCAGGGAUUACAAGGUUGCUAGGGAAUCAACCUCCACAAAGAUUGAUUGACAAGUACGGGAUCAACCCAAUCACUGGGUGGAUUAGUUCCACUAGGGGAUUGGCCGGUCCCCCUAUAACCAAACAAGGCCUACGGUUGUCCUCCAUCUGGUGGAACAUCGUAACAAAGAUGGACUUUGCCUUAAACGUGUAGCCAGUUUCAGAAAUGGUGUUCAUCGUUACUUUGUUUUUCCUGUAGGGCAGCACGGGUGAUGAAAGCUAACACGCCAUCGGAGCAGCAUGCGAGUGAGGUGUACACUAGGGCCCAUGUUCGAGAAGUUUGGCCAGAUACUGUAGGAAGCAGGGCAGUACAGGGUCGAACCUGUUGAGCAAGGCAUGAAGUACCUAGUGCGGCGGCACAAUCCGGAGAGGCAUGACAAACGGUGCAAGGUGGUGUAUGAGGUCACAGUUGAUGGAGGGGGUGAUCAGUUUCUAUGCGAGUGCGGCAACUUCGAGCACACGAGAAUGUUGUGCAGUCAUUCACUGAAGGCACAUAAAAUUUGUUCAAAUGCUUCAUGCCUAUAGCGACAGUGUUUAAUGGACCAACAUGUGACAUCUCGAUUAAUGAUGCUACUCAGGCGCAAGUCAUGGAUUUUAUGGGAGUCACGGAGACACACCAGACAGAGGUGACAUGCUGAAGAAACCGAGGAGGUAGCUGAAAUGCACCCACUGUGCCGUAGGUGGUCACCGGCGAAACAUGUGCGGAAACCCAAGUAUGGUGCUUCAUGCCGUGCCUCCUGCUGAAACCCCAAUCCGGCUGGAGGUGACAGUUGUGUAGUUAGCUUUGUUUCUAGUUUUGCGUCCAAUUUGUACAAUUUGAUUUUGUCUUGUGAGCUAGUAGGAUAGUAGGAUUUUCCUAAACCUGUGUGCAUUUAACGUAACCCUGUGUCACCCGCAAAAUAAGCUACAAGUAUUGUGAAAAAUUAUGAUUGUUAA